GCACUUAUUUUGAUGGGAAGGCGAGUAAUGGAGGCGAGUUUUGUUCUCCGAUGAAUGCAGACUGUGUUUGCAGUGCAGCAGUUGAAGAGGUCGGGUCUAUAGGCAGCCUGGGGAGCGAUUUGUGCAGUACUGGUUCGCUGAAACAGUGGCUUAUGGGGGUGGCUUGCUCGACUUUCCAUCGAGAUGUGUACGAGCAAAUUGAAAGCGUGCUUAUCGGUGACCUGCCGUCAGUUUCGAGCCUGUGGCAGGCCUUUUUGGAGUCAAAUUCUAUUGCUUAUAUCUUAGACGAACUGUCCACACGCUAACAGCUAUCCUACGAACAUUUCUGAGCUCUUGCUGGACGUCGAUACCAGUCAAAUGACGAUUUCAUAGAGAGGUUGACAUGAAAAAACGGUCAUCCUUCUGCGAUAUGCACUGGCGCUGUUCAGAACUUGGUCUCGGGAUAAAGCCACUAGUCUCUCGAAAGCGUCUUAAAACUUUCGAAACCCAGGACUGGCUUAUGUGGAGCUGACAUGCGACAGCCCGCAGGCUGAGCCCUUCUUGCAAUAGUGCAAGGAUUUGUGCUGCUUCUGAAGGUGUAGAAUCCCAGGUAAAGUGUCAAAAGAAGCUGAGAUGUGUAUGGAUCAACGUGUGAAAGCAAAAAUCCGAAAACACGUGCUUUUAUAGGGGGUAAAUGGGCCGCAACUCGCGACGUAUCAAACAGUUGAAACAUGUCUUUUUCCUUACUUCUUCACAUCAGCCGCGAUAUCUUUUUAAAUACUGGUGUGAUUUAAAUGAAUUUGGUAUAAAUUUAAAGUUAAAAAUUUAAUCUUUAAAAUGGUGCCACUUUUUUUGUUACUAACAAAUUCGUUAGUUCACAAGAUCGCGUGGAAACAACUUCAUGUGCCAUUUGGGGAAAUUAGCUCAGUAAGAGACUGGUUACACAUAGAAGGCCCGGUUGAUAAACCACCAAGUGAAAUAACACCACGACCUGUAAAUGGAUUUUCGUGCACAAGAACAGAGAUAAGUGGUAAAAGAUUCUGGGGACUAUUCAAGGAUAUAUGUGAAACACCUGAAAACUUCUUCCGCACAAGCUUUGUGUACAACUAUUUGCCUCAGCAAUGGAUGAAAAACAAUGGGUGCAAUUUAACACCAGGGGAUUUUAGGGUAGCACAAAUGCAACCGUUAUUUGAAAUAUGCGACCCAAUAUUUAUUAAAAUUCUUCAAUUGUAUGAUGUCGAGACAAUAGUGGCAGUUGGAAAAUUUUGUGAAACUCGCGCACAGAGGGCGCUACACCGUUAUUUACCUGGAAAUUGCAUACAGAUUUUGUAUUUGCCUCAUCCAAGCCCAAGAACCGUCAACAACAAUAAUUGGGACAAAAAGGCUAUUGAUUGCUUGAAAAACCUGAAUUUACUAAAACACUACACCAAGACUGAAUGAACUAGUUAGAGAUGAAUCAUUAAUUUGAAGAUUUUAUUUUUAAUACUCAGAAUUUUCAAGAUUAUUAAGGAUAUAGUUAGGUAAACUAGUUUGUACUUACCAAGGAUG
Molecule: messenger RNA, 1527 nt
Organism: Ostrinia nubilalis (European corn borer)
Lineage: Eukaryota; Metazoa; Arthropoda; Insecta; Lepidoptera; Crambidae
Gene: Smug
Product: single-strand selective monofunctional uracil DNA glycosylase
Exons: 5
Coding region: 817-1419 (200 amino acids)
Biological process (GO): base-excision repair
Molecular function (GO): single-strand selective uracil DNA N-glycosylase activity; oxidized pyrimidine nucleobase lesion DNA N-glycosylase activity
Source: RefSeq, a predicted model, not a curated record